AUGCAGGACCGGAGGCUGUUUGCUCACAUCAGCAAUGGCUCAGAGGAAACUUUGGUCUUCUCGCGGAAGCUUCCCCCGCCUGGCACCAGGGCAGUGUACUUUGCCCUUCAGGGCGGUACACAAGUCACUCCUGCAAAUGUCCAGGACUGUCUCCACACCGGCUUCAUCGGCGGCGGCAACUUGCUGCAAGAUCUGCUGCAGUUAGUAAGCGGCCUGACAGGAACGCCUGCCCAGACCGCGACUUGGUCCCAGAACGCUCAGAAGGAGUUCCAAGGUCAACUGCAGGCGCUGCUUGCGGAUCUGACAGAGGCAGUCCACCUGGCAGAGGGCAGGACGCGAUUGUUUAUUCCCACAGAACCUCUGCUGGCUCUCACAGCCGCCCUGCAGGACAAGGCUCUGGUCCAAAGAAUGGAGAGUAUUCUGCUGCACUGGACACGGCAGGUGAAGCACGUGGUGAGUCAGCAGGGGGAGGGUGAGUCAUCAGGGGGCGUCGGGCCGCUGGCAGAGAUCCAGUUUUGGCACCGCAGGGGCGAUGACCUGGCAGGCAUCCGCACCCAGCUGGACUCGCCAGAAAUCACGCGAGUGGUGGAGCUUCUAACAUUGAGCGGCUCUUGCUACCUGUCGGGCUUCCUCUCUCUGCGCGCAUCGCUCGACCGCGAAGCCGCCACCGCCCAGUCCAAAGUGCAGUUCAUGUCCGUGCUCGAGGAGCCCUGCGCCGCCCUGGAAAAGGCAGCGCCGCAUGAGAUAGCGGGCAUGCUCCCGCACAUAGCCGGCCGGCUGCGGCUGCUGUGGAGCUUGAGUCCCUUAUUUGGCAUAGCCGAGCGCAUGACCAGUCUCCUGAGGCGCUUCUGCUCCCAGAUAAUUGCAGUUUGUACCCGUGCCAUAUCCGUCGCUGAUGCUCUUAGCGGUGACGUGGACGCCGUGAUCAGAAAACUGCAGAUCAUCGCCAUCUGCACACAUGCAAUCUCAGUUGCUGAUGCGGUCAGCAGUGACGUGGACGACGUGAUAAAAAAGCUGCAGGACAGCAUAGAUGCAGCGGCAAGCUGGCAGGCAGUGUGCAGGAAGACAGCUCACUCCAUCACCUUGGCAACCCCCGACCACCCUUGGGAUUUAGAGCCUGCCGCUGUCUUCGCGCAGCUUGAUAUCUUUCAGCAGCGGUGCCGGAACCUGAUGGAUGUGUGUUUGGACCGCAAGCAAUUUGGCGCAGAAGUGCCGCUGCCGGCUUUUGGCGGGACCAGCGGAGCUGAAACACACAAGGCCCUGCAGGACAUCCAGGUGGGUUUUGUAAAAGCGGCGCAGAAGCUUCAAAUGCUGGCCUACAGCCCCCUGGAUGUGAAUGACAGCAAAUGGACAGAGGAUUUUGCAGCCUACACAACAGCGCUCGGAGUGCUUGAGAGGAAAUUCGCGGCGGCUGCCGCCGCGGCGAUUGAGCGUGCCGGCUCGUUGCAGACUUGCAUGCAGCUAAUCAUGGCGUUCAACGGCAUGGCAAAGAGGGCGCCACUCAAGAAAGCAAUGGCGCACCACGAGAGGGGUCUCUUCAUUGCCCUUGACGCAGAGAACGCCGCUCUAGCCCGGGCCCUGGAACAGAUCCGAAAAGAUCUGCAGCUGCCAAGAAGUGCCACGCAGCCGAGAUUUGCCGGGGCGGCUGCGGCCGCCGCACGCCUCACGAGACGCGCCACUGCCACAUGGGAUGCCAUGCAGGCAUACCUGCCUGCACUGUUGGAGUCGCCAGAGGGGCUGUCAGCAGCACAGGCGCACGCAGCGUUACUCACAAGCCUUCAGGCGUUCACGAGCGCUGCUCAUGCGGAGUGGUACCAGAGCAUCGAGCCCGGGUUGGCAGACCGCCUGAAGAAGCCCCUGCUUAAGCAGGACAAGAGUGCGGGUGGUGUGUUGAGCAUGAAUACAGAUCCGAUCAUCCAAGAAGUCCUAGAGGAGACUCUGGCUUGGGAGCGGCUGAGAUUGAGUCUGCCGUUUCCGGCGGCCGAGGUGGCGGGGCAGAGGGAACGCCUUCGCAAGACGCGCAUCAAUGUCGCCGCAGUUGCGCGCAGCUACAACAAGGUGCUUGGAGGCUUGCAGCGGAGCGAGCGGCGGCUGUUUCAUGACCGGCUGCGGCAGCUGGACAGGAAGAUUCUGGCGGGCGUGUCCAAAAUUGGCUGGUCCGCGCCCAAAGGCACCAUCGACGCCUACUGCAAAGAAGCCCUCAGGCAGUGCAAGGAUAGUGCGGCAACGGUGGCAGAGUGGCGGGCCGGGCAGGCCAGGAUCGCAGCCGGCUGCCAGGCUCUGUCAGAGGUGAUGUUCUUGGCAGUGGAGGGGAAACGGGUGUACGCAGAGGGCGCCUUUGUGCAACACCAGACAGAGCACAUGACGCAGGCUUGCGAGGCCCUGGAGAGGCACCAUGGUGACGUUGCGAGUGGGGUGGGCGCCCUUCAGCCCUGCUUUGCUGCCGACUCUGCCGAAGUGCAGAGAGAAUGGCUUCGCCACACGGAAAAGGUCGAUGAAAAGGUGGAGGAAGCCCUGCGCGCAGCCGUGAGGCGUUCCCUGGCAAAGCUGACGCGCCUGCUACUGGGCGACAAGAAGGUGGAAGUGCAGCCUCUGUUCGGCGUUCGGCUCAGCUUGGAGAAGAGCGGCCGCGUCGAACUGCGCCCGGAUGUGCAGGAGGUGUUUGCCAUGGUCAAGCAUGUGAUCGGCGAGGCGAUAGAAGUGACUGCAUGCGUUCACCGCAUCGCGCUGCCUGCUUCAGAACCCAACGCCGCAGCGAAAGAUGCCGAGGAGGGCGGUGCAGAUAUUACCCCACAGGCGAAGCCGAGCUUCUUCGAGGGUGUGCGCGCCGAUCGCGAAGGGGGUCAACGAACCGAACAGGCGCUGAGUCAGAGCAUGCCCAGCGUGGUGGACCGCGCUCAGACGCUGUUGCUGUACUGGGAGAAGAAAUAUAAGCAGCUGUGGGACCAGGACAAGGACGCCUUCAUGAGGCGAUACGAGAAGGCGCAGAAGCCGUUGGAGGCGUUUGAGGCUGACAUCAGGCGCCACCGUGACAUCAUUGAUGACAUCAUGUCCGAGAGCGCCAGCGAGGCGAUCAGAUUCCUGCAUGUCGACUGCGCCCCUCUCAAACAGGCAAGGGCGCUGGUGGCGCACUGCGAGGCCUGGAUAGGCAAGUUUACUAAUCUGCUGACUAACCUAGCCACGCGCGAGCUGGCGGAGCUGCAGGAGCACCUGCGCGCCAGCUCAGCCGCGCUGACUCAGCUCGCCACAUGA
Messenger RNA from Coccomyxa subellipsoidea C-169, 3252 nucleotides. RefSeq lists its product as hypothetical. Bases 1 to 3252 code for a protein of 1083 amino acids. NCBI's taxonomy places the organism in Eukaryota, Viridiplantae, Chlorophyta, Trebouxiophyceae, Coccomyxaceae. The record is from RefSeq and is a predicted model, not a curated record. The transcript is spliced from 23 exons.